AUGUGCCACUUUCAGGUCUCCUCACACUGCUGGUGGGUUCCAUUUUGUCAUAGGGUGCUGGCAGAUUACGGGCCUCCCAUUGUUGCUGCCAGGCCCGUAAUCUGCCAUGGGCCCCUGUACCGCCUCCUCAUGCUGCUGCCAGGCCCGUAAUCUGCCAUGGGCCCCCGUACCGACUCCUCAUGCUGCUGCCAGGCCCGUAAUCUGUCAUGGGCCCCUGUACCGCCUCCUCAUGCUGCUGCCAGGUCCAGAGUGUGUCAUGGGUCCCUGUACGGCCUCCCAUUGCUGCUGCCAGGCCCGUAAUCUGCCAUGGGCCCCCGUACCGACUCCUCAUGCUGCUGCCAGGCCCUUAAUCUGUCAUGGGCCCCUGUACCGCCUCCUCAUGCUGCUGCCAGGUCCAGAGUGUGUCAUGGGUCCCUGUACGGCCUCCCAUUGCUGCUGCCAGGCCUGUAAUCUGCCAUGGGCCCCCGUACCGACUCCUCAUGCUGCUGCC
This is a messenger RNA of Staurois parvus, 490 nucleotides long. The record is from the annotation of a GenBank genome assembly. Lineage: Eukaryota; Metazoa; Chordata; Amphibia; Anura; Ranidae.